Messenger RNA from Fibroporia radiculosa, 354 nucleotides. RefSeq lists its product as uncharacterized. The record is from RefSeq and is a predicted model, not a curated record. Bases 1 to 354 code for a protein of 117 amino acids. The transcript has a single exon. Lineage: Eukaryota; Fungi; Basidiomycota; Agaricomycetes; Polyporales; Fibroporiaceae.
AUGUCACAGGACCAAGAAGAAUGGAGGUUCAGGAUUGCACAACCAGGAAGGUUCGUGAAUAAUUCAAAAGAGCAGACUUUUGAACAAUUUGUUGAAAAACUGGCUGUAUGGUAUGCACACCAGAAGGUGACUUUGGACAGAGACCAAAUUACAGGUGUAUUAGCUUUGUUGGAAGGCCGCGCCCACACAGUUGCAGGUAAUUAUUAUCGCAUGGUCAAGGAUGCCAAAUAUUUGGGAUCGUAUGAAGAUUUUCUACACCAAAUGAGGAGGGCCUUUAUGACCACGGAUCAAGAAGAAGAUGUGCAUCAGGAAUUCCUGGGAAUGCUCAGGAAAUAUGACACUGUCACAGCAUGA